AUGGAUAAUUCUAUUAUUGAUACAAGUAUUGGUCGUAUAUUUUCAAUUAAUAAUGAUAAUGCAAGUCAUAUUACUUCCAAUGAAGCUGGUCAUAUUGACUUAACUAAUGGAAAAAAUCAUAUGAAUGAUAAUAUGGUUUUUAAAAGUUAUCAUUCAACAAGAAAAAUUAAGUGUUUUUGCACUUGUUAAUUUCUCAAUGUAAAAACAAAAGUUUUUUUUUUUUUUUACCAAUUUUUAAUACUUGUAAACUGUUUUGUUCUUAAAUAAAUUCAUUGGAUAAUCAUAAUACUUGAUCUACAAAUAUCAAUCAAAUAAUCUGUUCCAUAGAGUAGAAUUUGAAAUGGAUAGGUAUUACUCAGUGCAUCUAUAUGGGCAAAACAGGACAUACCCCUUUCAUUUGACUUUGAUUUUUGACACAAGUGUUUUUUUCUGAAUAAGUUUUUUUAGUAUAGACAUAUGUAAAAAUGUUGGCUCUUUCAGAUGCUACUUAAUUAAAAUUAAUUAAUUAAUCAUUUAAUUAAUUAACAAGUAAUUAGUGAAUAUCUCUUCAGCCGUAUGAAGAAAAAAUCUAAAAAUUUCAUGAUAAACUCUAGGGAUCGAGCCACAUCUAUGAUAAAAUUUUCAGCAAGAUCGGACUCAAAAACUUUUCCUCAUAAAACUGAUCCUCUACAGAUCCUACCAAGCUCCACAAAGAAAACUUUUGUCUUAUUAUCAUCUUAAGAUCCUGAGGAAGAAUUCGUACCAUUUUAAAUUUGUUUUGAACUUUUCAUUCAAUUAUAAGAGCAUUUUUUCGUUUGCAUAUUUGUACUCAGUCACGUCGCUAACGAAAAGUAAAUCGAAUUUUUUGGAAAAUGUAUGCGUACUUCAAAAAAACUUCGGGUAGGGAUUUUACACCCUUAUGAGUCGUCUACAGAAUGUACUAUUUAGUUUUCAAAAAUGUUAUACUAGUUCGAAGCUUUUUUAAAUUGAAAUGCAUGAAGUGGAAGUUGAUGUCCUUUUUUGUGUCACGUCGCUAACGCUAGUUUUGUAGUAAUAACUCUUCUCCAUAAAAGCCUCUUGGGCUGAUUUUUUCAGAGUAUCUAGAGUAACUUACCUUACACAUAACAUAUAAAAAUUAGCUCUUGGGAAGUUCAUCAUCCCAAGAUAUACGCGUUGCAAUUUUACGAAGUCAUGUCGCUAACAAAUGAUUUUGCUCAUAUGACCAACAAAUCAUUUAGUAAUUUAGUUAAAUUGACAGUGUCAUUUGAUCAAUAUAUUGAA
Rotaria sp. Silwood1 is the source of this 1260-nucleotide messenger RNA. Lineage: Eukaryota; Metazoa; Rotifera; Eurotatoria; Philodinida; Philodinidae. The record is from the annotation of a GenBank genome assembly.